AUGGUCAGAUUCAAAAACAGAUACUUACUCAUUCAGUUAAUCUAUGGUCCCCACGAGAGCUCGACGAUCGGGUCUAAUCAUCAGUCAGGUCCAUCAGGAACCAAGCAAGUUAACGAAAAGAGUCUGAUCGACUUGAUCCGGCAAUCCAUCCAACUCAACUUCGGUGACCUUGGGGCCGGUGAAGCUGGUGCUGAUCUCACUGUCAAGUAUUAUUCACCCACUACGUCCAACUUAAUCCUCAGGUGCAAGAGAGAUCAAGUCACAAAAGUUAGAGCGAGCUUACUAUUCAUCAACCAAAUCAACCCUCAAACUCCAGUGAUCUUCAACGUCAUUCAUGUCUCAGGGACGAUUCGGAAAACGCAGAGCUUUCUGAUCGAGUUCGAUCGUCAACAGAUCUUAUCUUUCGAUUAAAGAUCUUCAUCUCCUAUCAAAAACACGCAAACACAAUUAUUCACUUAUCCGAAAAAACAUCUAAGAACGCGUCUUACGAUCUUCCACAACAAACCACCAGUCAGCUUAUAACAGUCCGCUUGGAAAAAAUAAAAACUCAACCUGCCAUCAUUUCAGUUGUAAUAAUAUCAUACCGUCACUCGUUCAUUUUGCUUUUUGUUGACCAUCACAGCCAUUAUUUACUUGAAUGGCCUUACUUUGGGAUUGGGUGGGAGGGGGGGGGGGGGGAGGUGUUUAUU
Messenger RNA from Puccinia graminis f. sp. tritici CRL 75-36-700-3, 689 nucleotides. RefSeq lists its product as uncharacterized. The record is from RefSeq and is a predicted model, not a curated record. The coding region runs from base 1 to 411 and encodes 136 amino acids. Lineage: Eukaryota; Fungi; Basidiomycota; Pucciniomycetes; Pucciniales; Pucciniaceae. The transcript is spliced from 4 exons. Gene Ontology annotation, molecular function: ribonuclease P RNA binding. Gene Ontology annotation, cellular component: ribonuclease P complex. Gene Ontology annotation, biological process: tRNA 5'-leader removal.